AAGCUGUUUUUACCUUUUUAGAAUUUCAACAUCUAUAAGCGGAUCUUUGUGGAAAUGGUGAAUGCAGAGGGAAUGAAUUGUGCCGAAGUCUACCAUACAUGGGCAAAGCUGAGGGACAUGCUGUAUGACCUGUGUGACAAUAUGGUGAAGGGCAGCGAGGUGAAUUCUCCGGCACACCACGAGUUUGAGCAGAUGAUGCUGAUUGCUCAUUAUUACUCCACGCGUUCUGCAGCGCAGGGUGUCCAGCAACUGGACGUCAUGGCGGUGAAGCUCUGCGUCGCCCUCCUGCGUCACACAGAUCUGCUGCCUGCGGACAAGGCUUUCUAUGAGGCUGGAAUGGCCGCUAAGGUAAUAGGCUGGGAAAACUCAGCGUUCAUCUUCCUGAACAGGUUUCUGGACCUCGUAGAUGCCAUUGAAGAGGGAAGUCUAGAUGCCCUGGAUCACACAGAUUUUCAAUACACAGACAUUCCCUUUGAGGUUCCACUCCCUGCCAAGCAGCAUGUCCCAGUGAGUAACAUGUGCCUCAUCCUCCUCACUGCUAAUCACCUCCUCUCUGUGACUCUCGCCCUCUUCUCUCUGUUACUCACCUCCUCUCUCUGUGACUCUCGUCCUCCUCUCUCUGUGACUCUCGUCCUCCUCUCUCUGUGA
This is a messenger RNA of Pseudophryne corroboree (corroboree frog), 648 nucleotides long. Its product is annotated as intraflagellar transport protein 172 homolog. The transcript has 5 exons. Bases 55 to 648 code for a protein of 197 amino acids. The record is from RefSeq and is a predicted model, not a curated record. Lineage: Eukaryota; Metazoa; Chordata; Amphibia; Anura; Myobatrachidae.